This is a messenger RNA of Callorhinus ursinus (northern fur seal), 2990 nucleotides long. RefSeq names its product zinc finger protein 34 (gene ZNF34). The record is from RefSeq and is a predicted model, not a curated record. Gene Ontology annotation, molecular function: RNA polymerase II cis-regulatory region sequence-specific DNA binding; DNA-binding transcription factor activity, RNA polymerase II-specific. Gene Ontology annotation, biological process: regulation of transcription by RNA polymerase II. NCBI's taxonomy places the organism in Eukaryota, Metazoa, Chordata, Mammalia, Carnivora, Otariidae.
CGGGCGGGGGAAGUGGUGACCGCGAGGUCUCCCGGGCGCGGGGCACCGGCCCUUCCCUGUAACCGCCGAGAUGCUCCGUCCGGGGCCCGCCCCGCGGGCCACAAUAUUUCUGGCCCUGGCGUCCGUCGGGCGGGCCCCGUUUCCACUCUCGGAGCCCCCUCGAGAAGCCCUGUCCCCGCUUCGUGGUUUCCGAUGGGCCCCAAGCCCCGACUGGGGCCCUCCCCAGCCCGGCGUCCGCUGUCCGCCUACUCCGGCCCGGGGUUCUUCCUUGCCGGGCCCCGGCCCCGCCCGAGAGUCUUCCUCCCGCGUCUGAGGACUCGGGGAACCCCGGGGUCUCCCCACCGGAUUCUCUUCCCAGGUCGUCCCAAGGGGCUGCUUCUGCGUCCCGGGGUGCCCGGGCCCCUCAGGGCCUGGUGACUCGGGGCCCUUUCCCUUCCCGGCGCCUCUCCGCCCGGCAGACGGUCACCAGCUCUCCAAACUCAGCCCGCGACCGCAGCCCCCAGCCUGAGCCGGGCCUUUCCCUCGCUUCUGGGUCCAGGGUCUUGGACUGCACUCUGAUAACUGUUGCUGCAUGUAUGGUUAUGCAGGUGCAUUUUGUGUAUUUGUCAGAGAAUCUUGUGCUUCUAGUAGCACCAGUGUGACUCACUGCUGACUCCUCCCCUGGGAAGUCCAGGGUACCAGGUGAUGGCGGCUUUGCACCUGUCUGCCCUGCCCCAGGGCCCACCCUGAGCCACACCUGGGCCUGCAGCAGCCCCUGUCAUUCCAGGCUGAGGUGACCUUUGAGGACGUGGCCGUGCUAUUCUCCCGGGAGGAGUGGGGCCGUCUGGGCCCUGCUCAGAGGGGCCUCUACAGGGACGUGAUGCUGGAGACCUACAGGAAUCUGGUCUCCCUGGGAGCUGGACCUGCAGGUCCCAAGCCUGGGGUGAUCACACAGUUGGAGCGAGGGGAUGAGCCGUGGGUCCUGGAUGCACAGGGCGCCAAGGGGAAAGAGCGACUGAGAGUCAGUAUCUCAGGUCGUGGGACCAGGACUGAGUACAAGGAGUUGUCUUCAGGGGAGAUGCUUGAUGAGGAAGAACUGGAUCAACUCCAGAGGGCUGUUCCCCAGGGACCUGAUCCUGGAGAGACCCAUGCAUGUGUCUGGGAGCCAGAGGAGAGCCUGGACAAGCUUGUGGAGCAGAGAGGCCUGAGGCCAGUCACAUUGACCAAUGAGGAUAGUGUCCAGGGGUCUGGGGGAAGCCUCAGGUUUCGGUCAAGCCCUAUCUCUGAUCAGAGACCUCACAAAUGCGAUAUAUGUGAACAAAGUUUUGAACAGAGAUCAUACCUUAAUAACCAUAAGCGAGUACACAGGUCAAAAAAGACAAAUACAGUCCAUGAUUCUGGGGAAUUCUUCCCUGCAAAUUUAGUUGUUAAAGACGAUCAGAAAAUUCCUCUUGGGAAAAAAUUGCAUUAUUGUGGUUACUGUGGGAAAGCCUUCAGGUACAGUGCUAACCUUGUCAAACACCAGCGGCUUCAUAGUGAAGAGAAGCCCUACAAGUGUGACGAGUGUGGGAAAGCCUUCAGCCAGAGCUGCGAGUUCAUCAAUCACCGAAGGAUGCACUCAGGGGAGAUCCCCUACCGAUGCGGUGAGUGCGGGAAGACAUUCAACCAGAGGCCCAACCUCAUGAAACAUCAGAGGAUUCACACCGGGGAGAAGCCGUAUAAGUGUGGUGAUUGUGGGAAACACUUCAGCGCCUAUUCGUCCCUUAUUUAUCACCAGAGAAUCCACACUGGAGAGAAACCCUAUAAGUGCAACGACUGUGGGAAAGCCUUCAGUGACGGCUCAAUCCUUAUCCGACAUCGUCGGACCCACACUGGGGAGAAGCCAUUUGAGUGUAAAGAAUGUGGCAAAGGCUUUACCCAAAGUUCUAACCUUAUCCAACAUCAAAGAAUUCACACUGGGGAGAAACCCUAUAAAUGUAAUGAAUGUGAGAAGGCCUUCAUCCAAAAAACCAAACUUGUUGAACAUCAGAGAAGCCACACUGGAGAGAAGCCCUAUGAAUGUAAUGACUGUGGCAAAGUCUUCAGCCAGAGCACACACCUUAUCCAGCAUCAGAGGAUCCACACAGGAGAGAAGCCGUACAAGUGCAGUGAGUGUGGGAAAGCCUUCCACAACAGUUCCAGACUCAUCCACCACCAAAGGUCGCACCAUGGAGAGAAGCCGUACAAAUGCAGCGAUUGCAAGAAAGCCUUUAGCCAGGGUACUUACCUCAUCCAGCACCGGAGGAUCCACACUGGAGAGAAGCCCUACAAGUGUAGCAAGUGUGGGAAGGCCUUCCGGCACAGUUCCAACAUGUGCCAGCAUCAGAGGAUUCACCUCCGGGAAGACUUCUCGAGGUGACCGUGGAGAAGGGCCCAUGAGUUCCACCGUGCAAUUCCUCCUUAUGACCCACCCCACCCCUUUAUUUAUUGUCCACACAGUGUUGUUACGGAUGAAGGGCAUUUCUAAUUAAAAACAAACAAACAAAACUCUUUUCUUAAACCAAAAGUAGUGCAUGUUCAUUUUGGAGAAAUUGAGACAGGUAAGCAAAAAGUAGUUCUCCCCCACUUAGAAAAAGAAUCCAUCACUGUUGAUUUAAUAUACGCUUCCUUUCACACAUAGUUAAGAGCAUUUUAAAAAAAGUACUGUGUGCUUGUCAUUGCAGGACAUAGGAUCUUUCGCCUUUGCUAUUUCCUCAAUCCUAGAAAACACUGGAAAGAAUUCUACAUAUUUACAUAUCUUUACAUGUUGUAAAUUUAAAAAAUUAACAGUAAUACUUUUCUGUGUGUCUUUAUAAUAGAGUUGAUAAUUGCCAUUUUUAUUGUGGUAAAAUAUACAUAAAAUUUACUAUUUUAACUAUUUUUAGGUGUAUAGUUCAGUGGCAUUAAAUACAUUUACAGUGUUGUAUAACCAUCACCACUGUUUUAUUAUCUGAAACAGAAAAUCUGUACCCAUUAAAAAUAACUCUCCUUUU